Messenger RNA from Lachancea fermentati, 939 nucleotides. NCBI's taxonomy places the organism in Eukaryota, Fungi, Ascomycota, Saccharomycetes, Saccharomycetales, Saccharomycetaceae. The record is from the annotation of a GenBank genome assembly.
AUGACUAACGAAACUACUGUACCAAGUGCUGAACCUAGCAUGCCUGGUGUGCCCUCUUUGAGGGAUAUUUUGCCCUCUUUCCGUUUAGAUGGCCAUGUAACUGUCGUUACAGGUGGUUCAGGAGGCUUAGCCCACACUUUGUGUCAAGCUCUACUGGCACAAGGUUCUGAUUUGGCCCUGCUGGACUUGUCCGUCGAGGGCCUCGAGUUUGCCAAAAAAGAGCUCGAGAAUUUCGUGGCGGUUAACAAGAUCUCUAACGUCAAGAUUAGUACAUGGCCCUGCGACAUCGGUGAUGCUGCUAUCGUCGACGAAGUAGUCCGUGCCAUUCCUUUGAAACACGAAGGUAUUGUCCCUGCCAAGUUGGUUCACACCGCAGGCUACUGUCAAAACAUCCCCGCCUUGGAUUACGACCCGCGCCAGGCCGAGUCCUUGGUGAGAGUCAACCUAAUGGGCUCUCUUUACAUUUGCCAAUCCAUGACUAAACUGUUGUUGAGUAAGGCCCGCAGAAGAAGAUCCGUGUCGGCGGAGACAAGGGAAGCAGGUGAAGCUCUUCCACAACUUACUCACGUUUCGUAUGUUUUAAUUGGCUCGAUGUCCGGUUGUAUUGUCAAUACCCCGCAGCCUCAGGUUGCCUAUAAUAUGUCGAAGGCAGGUGUCAUUCACAUGAUGCGUUCUCUGGCAUGCGAGUGGUCGCGCUAUGGUAUCCGCGUCAACGCUAUCUCCCCUGGUUACAUCGCGACGGCUUUAACCAAGAAAGUUAUUUCCGGUUCUCCAGAAGGUGCUGCACUACAACAAGAAUGGACCAGUAGAGUUCCUAUGGGUCGGAUGGCCGAACCUCGCGAAUUCGUAGGAGCUAUGCUGUACCUAUUGAGCGAAAGCGCUUCUAGUUAUACUACGGGAGAAAACAUGGUGGUAGAUGGUGGAUACGUUUGUUGGUGA